Molecule: messenger RNA, 1617 nt
Organism: Coccidioides posadasii C735 delta SOWgp
Lineage: Eukaryota; Fungi; Ascomycota; Eurotiomycetes; Onygenales; Onygenaceae
Source: RefSeq, a predicted model, not a curated record
AUGAAAUAUCAGAAACGACUUAUAUUAUUUCUACAGUACGCUAGCAACGUGGAGACUAAACGAUCACCCUGCUCACUCCAACAUGCCAUCCGGUUACUAUCGACAACGGUAGAACCCGGCCAGCAAAAGAAGGACGGUCUGAAGAAGGAUAAAAGGCAAAACGAUGGAUCGACAGUGGAGGAAGAAGGUGCAAUGACGAGGAGAAUGAAAGAAAUGUCUGAAGAAGCAAUGCUAGGGGGCAAAUCCGCGCAGAAGAACAUGCGAGAGGCCGACUUUUCAGAUGAGUUGAAACAACAGAUUGAGGACAGAAUAGCCGCUGCUUCGUUCAAGAGUGAGCAUGCUCAGGCUUUUGCAAUCGCGAAUACUCCGCGGGCCGCAGGAAGAGGCACGCAGGACGUUGCUGCAGCAGCUCCUUGGACUGGCACUGAAAAUCCCCGUGACUCAGUUCUUCGGAUGCUUAAUGAUUCAAAGAAGCCUCUCCGAGUACCAUUCAAACCCCCAACCCUUUCUCCAGUGAAUCUCCAACCCGGCUCCAAAGUCGCUCGGUCCUCUGGGAGCCGACUCGCACAAGCCCGAGAACGUAAACAAACCUACGAGUUGAGCCAAGAUACCCGUCUUUCCGAAGAAGAACGAGAGGCCUACCGUCGAGAGCUUCAAGAUCGAUUUACCCCUGGCGCUCGAGCCUUCCCAAUGUCCCUGCAGGGGCUUAGCUCACUAGCAAACGAACGAAUUGAAGAUGCCAUAGCAAAAGGGCAGUUCCGAAAUAUUCCUAGAGGAAAAGGCAAGAAUGUUGAGCGGGAUCACAUAGCGGGGAGUCCGUAUUUGGAUACGACGGAAUAUUUCAUGAAUCGCAUCAUGCAGAAGCAGGAAAUAACGCCAGAAUGGAUUCAAAAGCAACAGGAGUUAACGGCGGAAAUCCAUCGCUUUCGUACCCAGCUACGAAGCGAUUGGAAAAGGCAUGCAGCGCGGUUGAUUUCCAGCCGAGGCGGAACACUACAAGAGCAAAUGAGGCGAGCUCGAGCAUACGCCCAAGCAGAAGCAAGACAACACUAUGAAUCACAGAAUUCCAUUCAGAUGGCGGAGAAGAACGUUACUGGAGUCGAACCCAUGACGCAAAUUGACCAUGAAGGACGGUUAUCCCGAAUUUCACCAUCCCAACCCUCACCAGCACAGACUGAAACCACUUCGAACCCCUCUGCAACUGAACCUUCCGAGUGUACGGCCGAACCCCUCCCCGACCUUCCUUGCUUACGUGAUCCGCAAUAUCUCACCGCUGAAAGAGAAUACCACGAAUUGAAAUUAAAGAAGCUCAACGAGCUGGUCCGUUCCUAUAAUCUGCAAGCACCUAGGGUCGCCCAGAGACCCUACCUCAAACUUCAGCGUGAGCUGGACUCAUGUUAUGCAGAAGUUGCCCCGUGUCUAGCAGAGGAGGUAUACAGAAGAGCUACGCAGAGAUCACAUGAAACAAGCUAUACACCGACAAGAGGAGAGACGGGCCCGUUGCAACAGGUACUAGGCCUAGGCCAAGCGGCACGAGUCCACGAUGAAGAUGCAUCUAAGGGCUACGGUUUCAAACAGUUUUGGCGCGACCUCUGGAGAAAAGGAGCAACAGCAUGA